GUACAUAUACCUAGAUGUAUGCAGAGCCCGACGGCGGUGGCAUGAAUUCCCUUGGAGUGCCCAUAUAAUUGAUAUCUCAAUAAAGAAAGACUGCAAUCGUUGUCAGGUGUCUUCCACGUGUUUGUACGAACAGAUUCGUCUGAUAUUCUCUUCAUCUCGUCUACGCUUUCCUCUUCCCCUAGUGCAAGGCAGCCAGUUGUUAAGUGUAAAGUUAUUCUGCCUAACAUUUGCCUUUCACAUCUUAUUCUCCCUCCCUCUCUCCAUCUUAUCUUUCUGUUCCCUCUUUCCCGUCCCCCAGAGUAGGGUAGCCAACCAGACGCAUUUCUGGUUAACAUCCCUGCCUUCUCUCUUUAUUUCCUCCUCCUCCGCCAUUGUCUGUUCGCUUCAUGUGAUUGGGGCAGAUGUAGGACGUAAGGGGAUACACGCGUCGCAUAUCUGGCCAGUAGCGCAGCGAAUGUAGACAGGAGCGCGAAGGGAACACGACAGAUGCAUAUUAGAGAUGGAAUCAUUGGAAGACGGGCUAUGGGAGUAGAAACAACGUGGUCGGUAACACUAGCGCAUCGUCCUGGAGUUUUCGCUGGUAGCUGUCAGCUACGGAGUCGGGCGCCGGUUUUGAGUGUGAAUACGACCAAGAGGCUUGUAGUCGCACCUAAAGCACAACCAUGAGUCUUCUCCUGGAGAAGCUCGUCUCCAGCGCGUGCGACUGGCGAUGGAUCACCACGGUGCUGGUCUUUGCGCUGUCCUACCUACUGGGCCGCUUCUACCACCGAGUGUCCAAAUACCCGAGAGGACCCUUUCCGCUGCCACUUGUCGGAAACCUCUUGGCGCUUCGCAACGUUAAAGACCUGCACUUCAAGGCGACCGAACUGACCAAAACGUACGGCGACGUGUUCACCCUGUGGAUGGCCCACAAGCCCAUGGUGAUCCUGAACGGCCAAGCCGCCAUUCGAGAAGCGUUCCUCGAGCGCAGGCACGAGUUCGCCGGACGCCUCGAGACCAAAAUGGGCGAAUUGCAAACUCAGGGAAACCACGACAUCCUGUUCGAAGACUACAACCCACGAUGGAAGGCCCUCCGAAAGGUCGCUCUGCUGGCUGUGAGGAAAUACGCGGUGAGUGACUCCCUGGAGAAGCUGUGUGCGGAUGUAGUUGACGCCUACGUGGACUCCUUGCCAGACGGACCUCAGAUCGUCGACUCAAGAAAGCCAUUUUUCUACCUGCUCUACAACGUGAUUGGAGUAUCCGUCUACGGCACAAAGCUGGACGAAGAGGACAAGGAGAUCCGGCGUCUGGAAGCUAUCGACUCCCAGUUCGUCGAGGUCGCGCCUAACGGACUACCGAGCGACAUCGCGCCCUGGCUGGCAUUCCUGUACCGUGGACGGGAGAAGAAGGUUGAGGACCUGUUCCGCGAGUUCAGGGAGAUCGUCGGCAGGCUUUUCACCAAAGCUGAAGCCAGCUACGUCCCAGGCAAGACUGAGAACUUUACGCACGCCAUGCUUGCUGCUCGGGAGGAAGCCAUCCGGGAGGAGAAGGGAGACGCCGAAUACCUGACCAAAGGAAACAUGGUGCAGGUUGUUCUGAACAUCUUCGGUGCUGCGACUGACACUUCGGCAGGAGAACUACAAUGGCUGUUUCUGAUGAUGGCAAAGGAACCGAAAAUACAAGAGAAAAUUCAAAAAGAAAUCGAGGACACCAUCGGGAGCACGCCACCAGUGUACAAGGAUAGAGCCAGGCUUCCCUAUACCGUGGCUUGCCUGCUAGAGGCGCUUCGCUUCCGACCCAUAGCCCCACUUGGUCUACCCCACAAGUCGUCUACGGAGACCAAAGUUGGAGAGCUCGUCAUACCCAAGGGUACCGGGAUCUUGUACAACGUAUACAGCGUAAACCACGACCCCACGAUGUGGGAGAAGCCGGAAGAAUUCAGGCCCGAACGCUUCUUGGACUCGGCCACGGGAAAGCUGCGCCAGGACGCUGGCCCGCUGAUAACCUUCGGCAUGGGUCCCCGCACAUGUCCAGGAGAGAAGCUGGCACACAUGGACAUGUUCUACAUCCUCGUGCGACUCAUGCAGAAACUCAGCUGCAGCGCCCCAGGAAAGCCUUCGGAUGUGAACCUUGACGGCAAUGGCUCCAGCCUCUUCCUGCUGCCCGAAAAGCAGAACAUUGUGCUGACCAAGCGACACUAGACUGUUGCUCGGUCCGCGCUCUCGCGGAACAGUAGUACGCGACUGCGAUGUCGUGUUUCUCGAAGUUGACGACGCUGUGUGUGCAGCAGCUGCAAAGCUGUGGUCUCGCUUUCCGAGUUACUGCACUAUGCUUCUCACGAACACCUUAUUGUGUCGCUUAAAAUUUAAGCAAGACCUCAAAUACAAUACGAAACAUGUAUUUAGACUAUGCGAUUCACCACGCAAUCGCGCUACGUUUUAUGUUAUUACAGAACAGCUGUGGGAACAGGCUACCGCCAUGGACAGACGUACUGUCAUAUGUCGGAUAUUAAGGGUUUACAUAACGGUCUGACAUCGGGCUGGUUCUAAUAAAAGCCCACUUUUCUUGAGCA
This is a messenger RNA of Dermacentor albipictus, 2551 nucleotides long. Its product is annotated as steroid 17-alpha-hydroxylase/17,20 lyase-like. The record is from RefSeq and is a predicted model, not a curated record. Gene Ontology annotation, molecular function: oxidoreductase activity, acting on paired donors, with incorporation or reduction of molecular oxygen; heme binding; iron ion binding. NCBI's taxonomy places the organism in Eukaryota, Metazoa, Arthropoda, Arachnida, Ixodida, Ixodidae.